AUGCAGCCGGAGCAGUCGAAACGUGGGCGUCCGAGCGUCGCCUGUGCCAAUUGCCGAGCUGCCAGACGGGCCUGCGACGGCAAGUUCGCCGACUGCGCCAAGUACGUGUCGCUACCCACGACCGCCUCCGACGCUGCCGGCCCGUCCCAGCCAGCCUCGCCACCUCCGAGCCGGCCUGUUCGCUCCAAGGUGAGCCCGGGCGGCUCGGAGCAUCGCGGCGCUCCGAUUGCCCUCGCCGCCGAGCCGGCUUACUCGCCCGAGGAGGAGAUGCGCGACAGGACCGACCGACGCUACGAUCUCAAGCAGCGGCGGACGUCGGAAGAGGCGGUGGUCGCAGUGGGAGAGCAGCUGGCCUCCGCGGGCUGGGCGGCCGAUGCGGUCAUCGAGGAGGAUGGCAGGACGAGGAGCGGGCAGCUCGACUCCAAGCAGGCGGGCGGCCGGCUGAUGGAGCUGCUCGUCGUCGCCUUCGCCUCCGUGUCGCCGGACGCGCCGCUGUCCCUCCAGCUGGAGCAGGCGGCUGGCAGUCUGGGCCAAGCGGCCGUGCCCGACUUGAUGGCGUCCAAGCACUACGAGGGCGGCAUGACGACGGCGGCGGUCGCCUCCAACAACGGCUUCUCAUUCGCCCGCUCGCGCCUGGGCUGCUACUGCUCGCCGCCGCCGGGGGGGUCCUGCAUCCACAUCGGCUGGACCGGCCAGCUGAGCCUAGGCAAGGACGACGAGACGGCCGACGGCGAGACGACGUGGUUCGCGACGGCGCGCGGCCCGGAGGAGAAGAACGAGUCGACGAUCACGUGCGGCCCGACGACGCUGGUCAAGAACCACUACUCGGUGCCAGUCGAGUGGGUCAACUUGCACGAGCUCAACGACGAGUUUGCCAUCUUCAAGGCUUGGCCGAGCGAGCAAAACCGCGUCGCCGCGACGCACCUGCUCGCCGUGCCAGAGCUCAAGUGGGCGAAGGAGGAGGGCGGCCUCUUCUACCUCGCCCGCAGCGAGUACGACCUCGCGUGCGGGCAGGUUUGA
This is a messenger RNA of Emiliania huxleyi CCMP1516, 1020 nucleotides long. RefSeq lists its product as hypothetical. The record is from RefSeq and is a predicted model, not a curated record. Bases 1 to 1020 code for a protein of 339 amino acids. Lineage: Eukaryota; Haptophyta; Isochrysidales; Noelaerhabdaceae. The transcript has 3 exons.